Molecule: messenger RNA, 228 nt
Organism: Bipolaris victoriae FI3
Lineage: Eukaryota; Fungi; Ascomycota; Dothideomycetes; Pleosporales; Pleosporaceae
Exons: 1
Coding region: 1-228 (75 amino acids)
Source: RefSeq, a predicted model, not a curated record
AUGCCGCCACCCAAGGAAGGUCUUGCGUGCCCUGUCCUUCCCUGUCCUGCCCUGACUGGCCUUCGAGACGAGGGCAUGCAUCCGACAGGGCCGUCAUCCGCUGCCACGAUGUCUUUGAUAGUCGCGCGGCUCAGCGUCGUGCGGCUCCGUAUCGGACCCUCAGCGGUCGAUCGCGGGCCGGCACUACGUUGUCUUCCUCGGGCAGAUGCACAUGCACAUGCAACAUGA